Molecule: messenger RNA, 4826 nt
Organism: Thrips palmi
Lineage: Eukaryota; Metazoa; Arthropoda; Insecta; Thysanoptera; Thripidae
Product: protein O-mannosyl-transferase Tmtc3-like
Exons: 14
Coding region: 242-3064 (940 amino acids)
Biological process (GO): protein O-linked glycosylation via mannose
Cellular component (GO): endoplasmic reticulum
Molecular function (GO): mannosyltransferase activity; protein binding
Source: RefSeq, a predicted model, not a curated record
GCGCUGGUGUGUGUGUGAGAGUGUUCCGCAACCGUUUCCCGGCCACUGGAUUACUUUUCGGCCCAAACUACGCCCUGGCGAAGCGGAGCGUCGCUAGCAGAAAACGUAUUUUGCUCGGCCAGCAGCCGACCCGCCUCGGCCACAACAUAACCUCAGCUGUCAAACGGACGCGACUCGUUUUUUCGAGUUUUCGUUGAUCAGUCUCUCCUGGAAACUGACAAGCUAGCUUUUCGCUGGUAUUAUGUUUACUAUGGCACAACAUCAUGUUUUGUCAGCUAUAGUGCUGGUAACAUGCAUCUUAUGUUACUAUAAUAGCUGUAAUUGUGGGUUUGUGUUUGAUGAUAUCAGUGCCAUUAAAGAUAACAGAGAUUUGCGGCCUCAUACUCCUAUCAAGAAUGUUUUUCUUAAUGACUUCUGGGGCACACCAAUGCAUAAGGAGCAAAGCCACAAAUCGUACAGGCCAUUAUGUGUGCUCACCUUUCGUUGGAACUACCUGUUUCAUCAACUGGAGCCACUGGGCUAUCAUCUUGUAAACAUGCUUUUACAUGGAGUUGUUUGUUUGAUGUACUUCAGGAUGUGCUCCAUGUUUUUACCUGAAAUCUCAAGCUUUGUAGCAGCAAUGUUGUUUGCUGUACAUCCAAUUCACACUGAGGCCGUCACUGGUGUGGUGGGCCGUGCUGAAACAUUGUCAUCAGUCUUUUUCUUAGCUGCCUUCCUCUUUUACUCAAAUGCAACAAAGAGGAAGAAAGUCACAGGUUGGCAGCAUCUGACACUUUCCAUGAUAUGUGUGGCCAUUGCAAUGCUAUGUAAAGAACAGGGAAUCACCGUUACUGGAGUGUGUGUAGUUUAUGAAAUAUUUGUAGCUCAAAAGCUCCGAGUGAGUGACCUUCAGUACCUUGUGCGUUGGUUAGUCAGUGGGAAAGGUGCUGUGAACAACUCCUGGACCCCUGAUGUCACCCGCAGGCUGGCUGUUCUGUUUGCUUCAACAGUCGGGCUCCUUGUUCUGAGACUGCAGAUAAUGGGUUCCAAGUUGCCAGUGUUUACUCGCUUUGAUAAUCCAGCCUCUGUGGCUCCUACUCCUUCAAGACAGCUGUCUUAUGCGCACCUCAUAAGUGUGAACUUGUGGCUGCUCCUAUUCCCAUGUGACCUAUGUUGUGAUUGGACGAUGGGUACCAUCCCUCUCAUUGAAUCUGUCACCGAUCCUCGAAAUGCUACAACUCUGGCCGCUGUUGUUGUCCUAGGGUUGCUAUGUCACACAGCUUUAACCACUAGCAAUAGACAACAAGCUACAGUUUUAAUAAUGGGCUUGGCACUACUGGUGUUGCCAUUCCUCCCAGCAUCUAACUUGUUUUUCCCUGUUGGUUUUGUGGUGGCUGAACGUAUUCUAUACAUGCCUUCUAUGGGCUUCUGCUUAUUGAUUGGUUAUGGAUGGAAUAUUCUUUUUGAAAAGGAAAGGUUGCGUCGUGCAGCCUGGAUGUGCUUAGGAGUACUUCUUUUUGUUCAUGGAUGUAAAACUUACACAAGGAACUAUGAUUGGGAGUCAGAGUACAGUAUAUUCAUGGCAGGCCUGAGGGUGAACCAGCGAAAUGCAAAACUUUUUAAUAAUGUUGGACACGCUUUAGAGAGUCAAGGCCGCUUUGAAGAAGCUUUACAGUUUUUCCAUAAAGCUGUUAGUGUUCAAGAAGAUGAUAUUGGUGCUCACAUAAAUGUGGGCCGAACUCUCAACCAUCUGAAAAUGUAUAAGGAAGCAGAGGAUGCAUAUCUCAAAGCCAAAUCACUUCUUCCUAAAGCUAAACCAGGAGAAUCAUAUCAAGCUCGAAUUGCUCCUAAUCAUCUUAAUGUGUUUCUCAAUCUUGCUAAUCUCAUUGCCAAAAAUGAAACACGCUUGGAAGAGGCUGAUCUAUUGUACCGGCAAGCUAUCAGUAUGCGUGCAGACUACACUCAGGCAUACAUAAAUAGAGGUGAUGUCUUAUUGAAGCUCAACAGAACUAAAGAGGCCCAAGAAGUUUAUGAAAGAGCACUCUUCUACGACUCAAACAACCCCGACAUAUACUAUAAUCUUGGUGUAGUAUUUCUUGAACAAGGAAAGGCCCCACAAGCUUUAGCCUACCUGGACAAGGCCUUGGAAUUCGACCCAGAGCACGAACAGGCUCUUCUAAACUCUGCCAUUCUUUUACAAGAAUUAGGGCGAGCAGAAUUAAGGAAAGUAGCUCGUGAGCGUCUUCUUAAACUGCUACGAAAGGAUGCAACAAAUGAACGAGUUCAUUUUAACUUGGGAAUGUUGGCAAUGGAUGAUCGUGAUGUUGCUGGAGCAGAACAUUGGUUCCGGCAGGCUGUCCAAUUGAAGGAAGACUUUCGAUCUGCACUCUUCAACCUUGCCUUGCUCCUUGCUGAUGACCAUAGGCCCUUGGAGGCUGCUCCAUUCCUCAAUCAACUUGUGAAGUAUCACCCAGAUCAUGUUAAAGGCCUCAUUCUAUUGGGAGACAUCUACAUUAACACAAUAAAAGACCUGGAUGCUGCUGAAAAUUGCUACAAGCGUAUUCUGCAGCUUGAUCCUGAAAAUAUUCAAGGUCUUCACAAUUUAUGUGUAGUGUAUGUAGAACGUGGGGAGCUUGUGCGAGCUGAGAAGUGCCUUGCUCGUGCUCAUCUAAUGGCACCUCAUGAAGACUAUGUCUUGCGUCAUCUGAAGAUUGUACAGACUCGAAUUGCCAAACUGCAACUGAGCACUGAUGCAAACGAUGCAAGUAGUGAAGUACCUGUAGAAGCUGAGUCUCAGAACUUACAUAAAACAAUCCCAGAUUUUUCAAGAAGAGGAAAUUUGGACUCAUCUGAUGAAGUGAGAAGAGCAACCAGCUCGGAUGUGAAUUCUGGUAGGGGUGAAGCAGGGACUCAAGGUAAAAGGAUAAACCGACGUCCUGCACAACCUCCAGUGUAUGUAAAUAAUGUCCCCACUGGAAGUACAACAAAAAAGGUUCUUAGGGCAUCACUGGAAUACUCAGAAUAUCCUCCAGAUCUCCCAAAUCCGCUUGAAGCAAGUGACAGAGACACACCUUCUUUCUCAUAACAGUACAAGGCCAUCUACCCUUUUGACAAUCAUAAGAUCUGAAAGGCUUACUUGUGCCAGAGUUUGCAAGGCUGUGUCUGGAUUUACACUUGUAUUUGUGAGGGCUUAUUAAUUAAUGUGAAUCGAGUUUAAGGUGAAUUGGUAUGUGGUGUUCUGGAUCCAGGACAUAAGAAAAAGCUAAUGUUCCCUGUUUUGCAGGCAUCUUAUUUUAUUUAUUUCCAAGGAACAAUUCAAAUAUCAGCUAAGACAUGGUCCAUUUACAAAGUCUCAGAGUAACUAAUACAUUGAUAAUGUUUUCUUUGCCAUUGAGCUUGGUGUUCAGCAGUUCAAUCUAACUGAAUAAUCAUGCCUGGAAAAUCAAUUAUUGGAAAGUGAAUGAAAAUAUGAAGGCCAGCAAUUCAAAUAUCCACCUGCCCUUUGCCAUUCAUCUUAUCCUAGAUGUAAUUUUCUGUGAUACGUACUUACUUUGAUAAUGAAGAGUUGAUUGGUGUAUUCUUAUGAAGUAUGGUUUGUUUGAAUCAUUUUAUUUAGAGUCUUGCAUUCCAAAGGUAUGCACAUUGAUGUGUGAACUUGAACUGUACUCAUUUGUGACUGGAGCAUCACAGUCAGCCUUAUGUGAAGAUUAAUCAUAUUAAGGUCGCUGUGUGUGUACUCUUCAUAAUUCCUGACUGAUAUCAUUCCUUUUAUUUUGUGUGAUAAUUUUGAACAUUAGUAUUUUAUGUUUUUAGUAUGAGAUUUUUAACUUCUGUUUUCAGUUCUCUUGUCUAUUUCCUGUAAACCCUAAACUUUUUGCAAUCAUGAAUGUAUUUUCUCUUUCGGUUGAUUUUGUUUCUCUUGACCGCUGUUUAAAAAUUUGCUCCUCCUGAAAGAUUUUUACAGUAUUAUUUUUCUGUCUGUUUGUUUCAAAUGAUCAUAGGCAAUGUCUUUUGUUGAAAUAUUUAUUUAUGUGUAUUUAGUAUUUAGUUCUCAGUAUUGUCUGGUAAUGUAUAAGUAAGUACUUAGCGGUAGUUUGGGGAACCUGUGAUGAUUCCCAUUCCAUGUAAAAGCAGUUUGUCUAUUUGGUCUUGUACUGAUGUACCAUUUUGCAGUUGCUACAUGAUUACAUUUGAAAGAACUGCUAGGAGGGGCUCACCACACAAAAAUGAUGUUAAUUAAAAGACAUUGAAGCUGUGCCUUCUGCAAAAUGAAUAAUUUUUAAGGAAAGAUUCUUUUGUAAACAAGAUAUUUCAUAUGGAUAUUUUUUUAUGUCGCAUAGUGUAUGAGAGAGAAAAGAAUAUUUGUUUCAUUAACCAUAAAAGGGGAAAUAUUGAUAUUGUUUGUAAAGUAAAGGCAGAAAGGCUUAAUGAUGUUAGCAAAUAAAUCAGAGAUGUUAUAAUAAUGUAUAGAGAGUAUAAUUGUCAUAAAAGAUGUAACUUAGUGUACAAUAAUCCUUUUGUAUGUAGUUGCUGAAAUGUUGGCGAUGAUUGCUCCUCCAGGCGCCACAAGUGAAAUAGAUUUUAUCUUAUUUACAGAAAUCUGUAAACUGUCAACAAGAUAUUUUUGUCCCAAAAGUUUUGUAGUACAAUCUAAUUUGAUUAGCAGUUUAGAGAAACUGCUAUAACAAAAGUAAUAUUUUGGCCUUAAUGGUUUCAGUUGCCCUUCUUUAUGCAUAGCUUAGGUAAACAUCGACCAGUUAACAAGGUGCAUUUCAUGAUACGUAUGGCAACAUUUCUAUGUCUGUGUUCUUUCAAUGUGUUUUGAAUAAAAUAACUGUCUUGCCUGA